Pelecanus crispus (Dalmatian pelican) is the source of this 1773-nucleotide messenger RNA. Lineage: Eukaryota; Metazoa; Chordata; Aves; Pelecaniformes; Pelecanidae. The record is from RefSeq and is a predicted model, not a curated record.
AUGGAGUUCAGCUCAUUGCAGCUCUUUCCUGGAGGUUUUCAGUGGGGGCUUGCUCAUCCGCAGAAGAAAGAAGAUCAACAAUCAGAAGCUAAAGCAAGUCCAAAAAAGUCAUCAGAACCCACUAUUGACCUUUUAGGACUUGAUGGUCCAGCUGAAGCAUCUGUUACAAAUGGAGGCACUGCUGCUGUCACAGCGCUGAAUGAUGACCUCGAUAUCUUUGGUCCCAUGAUCUCUAAUCCUUUACCAGCAGCUGCUGUACCUCCUGCUCAGAGUACUUCCACUAAACCAGCAGCUGCCGCCUUGUCUGCAGCAUCUGGGGAUCUUGAUCUCUUCACUGAGCAAACAACAAAAUCCGAAGAGUCAGCAAAGAAACAACUCUCCAAAGACUCCAUCUUAUCACUGUAUGGCACAGGAACCAUGCAGCAGCAAAAUGCUCCGGGUAUGUUCAUGGGGUCGUCUUCUAUGCCAUUUACCACACAACCAUCAACUCAUUUUCAAGGCUUUCCAGCCAUGGGAGUUCCUGUGCCUGCAGCAACUGGGAUGAUGGGAAACAUGAUGGGACAAUCGGUGCCAGUCAUGGGACAGAGCACAGGCGUGAUGGUAGGAAUGGGAAUGCCCAAUGGAUUUACUGGUACUACACAAACUGGUGUGAUGGGACUUCCUCAAAAUGUCGUUGGACCUCAAGGUGGAAUGGUGGGACAGAUGGUCACGCCACAAAAUAAGUAUGGAUUGCAACAAAACCAACAAGCUCAAUGGAACCUCUCUCAGAUGAAUCAGCAAAUGGCUGGAAUGACCCUCAGCAGUUCCAGCAACGUGAUGGGCUUUGGCCAGCCCCCCAGCACAGCGGCAGGAUGGACUGGAAGCUCCUCUGGUCAGACUCUCAGCACACAACUGUGGAAAUGAAAGUUGCAAGCAAAGUCUCACCCAGAACAGCCACCUAACAUUCCUUGUUCAAAUGCAUUUACUUUCGCUGUUCCUUCCAUGUACAUACUCUUUUUCUUUUUCCCCAGCUGUUCAGAUUAAGAAUAUAACUGACUGACCGUGUUGUGGUCUAUAUUGAUUUAAACUUGAUGUAGUGAAAAGCAGAUCAAGAAUACAUUUCUACAUCAUUGGCAGCGUUUUCAUACAAUGCAUAUGAUUUCGUUGACCAUGUGAUUUCAUUGACCAUAUAUUUAAUAAGCUGCUUAACCACAUACUGAUUUCUUUUUUCCCCUCAAAAUUCUAGAUCAAAUGUUUGCAUAUAAGGGAUGUAGCUCUCAUGUUAGUACUAUCCAAAAAUACAAACCCUGACCCCCCAAAACUACCCAGUAAUCCUGUAGACGGUACUGUAUGAACAAAUGUUUAAUCAUAUAUAAAUAGAAUGUAAAUGUAUCACUGAGCAAUGUUUUCUAGUGGAUCAAACAAACUUUGUUUCAUCAUACAUUUCACUGUGAUGUUAUUAUGGUGUGCAUAACAGGGAAUAUGGUUAUUGGAAGAAAGAUAAACCUGGAUGUUGCUGUAGUUCUACAAAUCAAUAGUUUAUUCUUUUAAAAAUGAGCAUUUGAUCCAUUUGAGUUUCCUGUGUUAAAGUAUCCAAUCUGGCUCACGAGGCACGUACACAGUAUUAAUGCUGAGAACUAGCGGCACAGUAUGUACACAAGGUAACUCAAUGUGAACAGAUCUAUUUUUCCUUGCAGAGAUAUCCAGGUUUAUGACAGUGAUCGUGUUUACAUUUUAUGGUGCCUCGUAAUGAUAAAAUGUUAUUUCCCUAUAUUAAAAGGAUAAAUCCAUAAA